Molecule: messenger RNA, 872 nt
Organism: Dentiscutata erythropus
Lineage: Eukaryota; Fungi; Glomeromycota; Glomeromycetes; Diversisporales; Gigasporaceae
Source: the annotation of a GenBank genome assembly
UAAAAAUGCCUGGUUCAAAUGAUUGGACAUAUGAUCCAACAUGCAGUUGCCAAACUUGUUCAAAUAUCUCUAAUACUUUGCCCUGGGAAUUGAGACAAAAAUUUCUUUAUCAAUAUCAACUUCUCACACAACCUCGGCAAAUUCAACAAAUCGAUUAUAACAGAGUUUAUUCUGAAAACAUGCCCGCUUCUCAAGUAAUUAGUAACAAUAAUAAUUUUCUAACUGAAAACACAACACCUCAAGCUCAACUUUCUCAUCAGAAUAGUUAUGAAUUUAAUCUUCAAAAUGGUUAUGCUGCAAGCAUGUUUCCCUUUCAGCAAAAUUAUCUACCAAUUCAGCAACCAAGUUAUGGGCCUCCUCCAAUUACUUCAAUUAGCAGAGAUCUACCUAACAGAGAUUAUCCUAAAAACACGUCCACUUCUCGAAUAAUUAGUAACAAUAAUAGUUUUCAAAUUGAUCAAGCAGUCCAAAUCAUUAUCAAUUCUAUUCUUUUUCAUAUUACAAAUCAAACAUUUUUAACUAAUCAAGGAUCGAAUGCUAGCAAUAGCCAAGCUCAAGUUUCUUCUCAAGAAAUGCAUGCUAAUGCAACUGUUAUUAUUAACCCUUCUCAUGAACGUUCGAAACUUCGUCUUUUUAUUGCAUCUGAGACUGGGUACAACUUUGCUAAUGAGGCUGAAGCUAAUACUGGGGUUGAAUUUGAUUAUUUUGAUAAGGCUGAAGCGGCUGCUGAGGUUGGAUUUGAUUAUUUUGAUAAGGCUAAAGCGGCUGCUGAGGCUGAAGCAGCUACUGAGGUUGGAUUUGAUUAUUUUGAUAAGGCUGAAGCAGCUGCUGAGGUUGGAUUUGAUUAUUUUGAUAAGGCUGAAGCUGAUUAA